Monascus purpureus is the source of this 2118-nucleotide messenger RNA. Lineage: Eukaryota; Fungi; Ascomycota; Eurotiomycetes; Eurotiales; Aspergillaceae. The record is from the annotation of a GenBank genome assembly.
GAAAGUAUGGUCUGGAGAAACACUGAACGGUGUCCUAGUCUCGAGAGUAAUGGAUUGCACAGAAUAGCCCGUUGCACGAGGAAGAAUCCUGACUUAAGUUGAGAUCAACAAGAGCCACACCGCGUCUCCAGAAGUCCACUGCGCUGACAAAUGUCAUGGAACGCUGAAGCUUGGAUUAGAAAUCGCAUUGAGAGCAAGACGACAGGGAGAUUCACUGCAAUCGACUGAUCUCAUGUUGGGCGACGAUGUUCGGGUGCUUGACGGGGGAUUAGGGCUGGCGCUGGAUCGCCGAAAGGGGUAAAAAGAGGGCUUAUAUACAACACCGCAAGCAUGAGAUGGGAUCCACCAUUGCUUAGCUACCACUCUGAUGAUUACUAAGGCGAUUGUUAAAGUGAUUAUGAAUUAAUUCCUGUCUCUUGCUUCCUUGUUCUCAGCAGCAAGAGAGACCAAAACGCCCCGAUGAGUGCUGACUAAGAACCCCCCGAGGAUCGGGCUGUUUCCCUUAGCCCUAAGUUGUGUCUGGUGAUGGCCACUCCACGAUGUCAAGUCACUCUCGACUUCCAUUUUAUUCCAUUGAUAGAACUCUGUCAGCAUGAUCAUAGGCGCGGAAGCCCUUCUCUCUGUCAAAUUCUACUCCCACUCUCUUGGUCACUUGAGAGCAGGUAGUGCUCCGAGGCUUGACGACUGACCAGCUAUCAUGCUUGACACUCUCCUGAACCUGGAAGAUGCGUAUUCUUCGCGCGAGGAGAUGCCCUUCUGGGCCACCAAGUUAUUGACGCCAACCUUCAUGGCCGUCGCCAUCCUCACCACCAUUCCUUCCCCAGGCCCCAUGCGGGUCACCGUCGGAAUGACAGCCUUUACCAGUCUAUGGCUGUACGUGCUCACCCACUGGGUAUCCGGUCCAGCUUUCUUCAUGGAUGCGAUCUUCAUGAUCUCCAUCACGGUGCGGUGGAUGCUCAUGUUCCUGACUGGAACUCCCGAAAUCGACUACUACCAGAACAGCAAGACCGCGACGAAGCUCGGCAGCACCAGCGCAGACGGAGGAACCCUACACGGCUCGGCGUUCCUGAAUAAAGUCAAAUGGAGCGUGGAAUUGUGGUCAUGUUGGCGCGGCCAGGGUUGGAAUUUCGCUGACCAGCAUCUCCGACGAGGCGCGGAGCAGACUCAGUCCCGGUGGGAAUUCCUGGUUGCAAACGCAGGGAGAAUCCUUCUGAACCAGUACAUCUCCGAUGUGGUGCGGAAGUACGCAUUCUGCGCGUUCUGGCCGGCAAAAGUGGCAAGUGUGGAUUUCCGCGCAUUGCCCAUACUUCACCAGCAUCUGCUCGUUGGGGCUCAAUUGGUUCGAGACAGCCUCAUGCUAGACAGCGAAUAUCGUAAGGCUUCCCUGCUCUUCGUCGGGCUGUAUCUGUCCACGCCGGAUCGCUGGCCCGGCCUCUUCGGCAGCCCGGCCGACCUAUUCACUGUUCGGAAUUUCUGGGGGAGAGUCUGGCAUCAGAUGUUCCGGCACAUGUUUACACGGUCUGGCGAGGUGGUGGCCAGAGCCCUCGGUUCGGAAAAAGGGACUCUGGUCGAUAAGUAUACGAAGCUGUACGUGGGAUUCUUGGUAUCCGGAGUCCAACAUUACGCGUGUCCGCUGUUAAUUCCAUCUUUGCGCUAUGGCUGGGGAAUGUUUUGGCAGAUGCCACCGUACGCGGCCAUCAUUACCCUGGAAGAUCGGAUCAAGCACUAUGGCAGGAAAGCUGGGAUGCAAGAUAACGGUGGGUUUUCUCGCGGUUGCAUCUCUUUUGAUUAUUUUCGACCAUAUUUGCUAAGUGGCUUCCGCAAAAGGAUUUGUCAGAGGUCUAGGGUAUAUCUGGACGGCGUACUGGAUGACCUUGAUUUACGCCCUACCUGUUGGAUAUAUGUCGGACAUUGGGGGGUUUUCGGGUGUGUGCGCAGCCUAGAUCCUUUGCCAAUGGCACGCAAGCAUCGAUAGCUAUAAGCUAGGGGAGUUUCACGCGAGUUUCCACAUUCUCUAGGAGAUGUAAGUAGAGUUGCCGAGUUUAAACAAUGUUAUAUAUUGUCGUGUGACUUAGCUCUCCUGGGGUCUGGAAACCAAUAUCGAGCAAUCAAGGUGCA